Penicillium subrubescens is the source of this 204-nucleotide messenger RNA. RefSeq lists its product as uncharacterized. Lineage: Eukaryota; Fungi; Ascomycota; Eurotiomycetes; Eurotiales; Aspergillaceae. Bases 1 to 204 code for a protein of 67 amino acids. The record is from RefSeq and is a predicted model, not a curated record. The transcript has 2 exons.
AUGUCCGCACAAUACCAGGCAAAUGCGACAGUCGGACGUGGAUUCCUGAGAGUCGGGACUCACCGCCCACCAAAGGUGGGAUUAUCGUUCUUCCCGCAGCUCCAGGCGCUCCCCCAAGGAAUCUUUCGCUCUCCACGACAGCUAACGCGCGACGACAUUGAAAUAUUCGACCCUCUUCCCUUUCUCUCCUCGACUGGCUGGUGA